Messenger RNA from Linnemannia hyalina, 858 nucleotides. NCBI's taxonomy places the organism in Eukaryota, Fungi, Mortierellomycota, Mortierellomycetes, Mortierellales, Mortierellaceae. The record is from the annotation of a GenBank genome assembly.
AUGUCAAAGUCAACUGCCUCGGGAUGGUUGACCCAAUCCCUCGCCGAGCUGAUCGGCACCGCCAUGUUCAUGUACAUCGCCGUCGGAGGCGCCGACGCCGUCACCAACGACAUUGGUGACAACAACGGCUACCUCGCCAAAGCCUUUGCCUUUGGUAUCGGUCUCGUCAUCACCGCUUGGGGGUUCUUCAGAAUUUCCGGGUCGCAUUUUAACCCGGCAGUGUCGUUCUCGAGUUUGAUCACAGGGCAUUUGACCGUGCCCAGGUUUGUGUUGUAUUUCGUGUCCCAAUUGUUAGGCGCAAUGUUGGGCGUUGCACUUGCUAAGGGUACUACUCCAUCGACGGAUAUGAUCACGCAAGUUAACUCUCUCAUGAACGGACAGUCGUUAGCCCGUGGAUUCUUCCUCGAGUUCUUUUUGACCGCUAUCCUGUGCUUCGUCUACCAUAUGGUCGUUCACGAGAAGAACCGUUCGACCUUUAUGUCGGCCCUCCCCUACGGUUUGGCUCUUUUUUCGUGCCACUUGUUUGCAGCCCGGUACACCAAUGCGGCCAUCAACCCUGCCCGUGCCUUUGCUACCUCUGUUGUUGCCCGUCACUUUACUAGAGACCACUGGAUCUACUGGCUCGGACCCCUGUUCGGAGCAAUUUUGGCGGCGGCGUUGCACAUCCUGUUCCGCUACUUUGACUAUGACCUGUACAACGCCGGCAUCGAUGCUGAGAACCAGGCCCAGUACGUCCGCGCCAAAGCCGCAGCCGCCGAGCACCUCGGUCACGGCCAACAGACCACCAAUGUCAACCGCGGCUCUAACGGUACUGCCGCCACUACUACCAACAACAGCAACAACAACGUCCGCCACUAA